Molecule: messenger RNA, 1665 nt
Organism: Condylura cristata (star-nosed mole)
Lineage: Eukaryota; Metazoa; Chordata; Mammalia; Eulipotyphla; Talpidae
Gene: LINGO3
Product: leucine rich repeat and Ig domain containing 3
Exons: 2
Coding region: 1-1665 (554 amino acids)
Cellular component (GO): extracellular matrix
Molecular function (GO): protein binding
Source: RefSeq, a predicted model, not a curated record
AUGACCUGCUGGCUGAGGGUCCUGAGCUUGCAGCUCCUGCUCCUGCCCGCCGCGCCGCCCCUGGCGGGGGGCUGCCCGGCCCGCUGUGAGUGCACCGCGCAGACCCGCAGCGUGGCCUGUCCCCGGCGGCGCCUGACCGCGGUGCCCGAGGGCAUCCCGGCGGAGACGCGCCUGCUGGAGCUCAGCCGCAACCGCAUCCGCUGCCUGAACCCCGGCGACCUGGCCUCGCUGCCGCUGCUGGAGGAGCUGGACCUGAGUGAGAACGUGAUCGCGCACGUGGAGCCCGGCGCCUUCGCCAACCUGCCGCGCCUGCGCGUCCUGCGCCUGCGCGGCAACCUGCUCAAGCUCAUCCCGCCCGGCGUGUUCACGCGCCUAGACAACCUCACCCUGCUGGACCUGAGCGAGAACAAGCUGGUCAUCCUGCUGGACUACACCUUCCAGGACCUGCGCAGCCUCCGCAGGCUGGAGGUGGGCGACAAUGACCUGGUGUUCAUCUCGCGCCGGGCCUUCGCGGGGCUGCUGGCCCUGGAGGAGCUGACGCUGGAGCGCUGCAACCUCACCGCGCUGUCGGGCGAGUCGCUCGGCCACCUGCAGGGCCUGGGCGCCCUGCGGCUGCGGCACCUGGCCAUCGCCGCGCUGGAGGACCAGAACUUCCGGCAGCUCCCGGGGCUGCUGCACCUGGAGAUCGACAACUGGCCGCUGCUGGAGGAGGUGGCCGCCGGCAGCCUGCGGGGGCUCAACCUGACCUCGCUGUCGGUCACCCACACCAAUAUCAGCGCGGUCCCGGCCGCGGCGCUCCGCCACCAGGCUCACCUCACCUGCCUCAACCUGUCCCACAACCCCAUCAGCACCGUGCCUCGCGGGUCCUUCCGCGACCUGGUUCGCCUCCGUGAGCUGCACCUGGCCGGGGCGCUGCUGGCCGUGGUGGAGCCGCAGGCCUUCCUGGGGCUGCGGCAGAUCCGCCUGCUCAACCUCUCCAACAACCUGCUGUCCACCCUGGAGGAGAGCACCUUCCACUCGGUCAACACGCUGGAGACGCUGCGCGUGGACGGGAACCCGCUGGCCUGCGACUGCCGGCUGCUGUGGAUCGUGCAGCGCCGCAAGACCCUCAACUUCGACGGGCGGCUGCCGGCCUGCGCCACGCCGGCGGAGGUGCGCGGGGACGCGCUGCGCAAGCUGCCGGACUCGGUGCUCUUCGAGUACUUCGUGUGCCGCAAGCCCAAGAUCCGCGAGCGGCGGCUGCACACCGGCCGCGCGCGGGUGCUGCCAGGGGGCACGCUGGAGAUCCAGGACACGCGGCCACAGGACAGCGGCACCUACACGUGCGUGGCCAGCAACGCCGGGGGCAACGACACCUACUUCGCCACGCUGACGGUGCAGCCCGAGCCGGCUUCCAACCGGACCCCCGGCGAGGCCCGCAAUGAGACGCAGGCGGCGCCGCGCUUCCCGCUGGACCUCACCACCAUCCUGGUGUCCACCGCCAUGGGCUGCAUCACCUUCCUCGGCGUCGUCCUCUUCUGCUUCCUGCUGCUCUUCGUGUGGAGCCGCGGCCGCGGGCAGCACAAGAACAAUUUCUCCGUGGAGUACUCGUUCCGGAAGGUCGACGGCCCCGCGGCCGCGGCCGGCCAGGGGGGCGCGCGCAAAUUCAACAUGAAGAUGAUCUGA